Molecule: messenger RNA, 507 nt
Organism: Cyphellophora attinorum
Lineage: Eukaryota; Fungi; Ascomycota; Eurotiomycetes; Chaetothyriales; Cyphellophoraceae
Product: Nuclear cap-binding protein subunit 2
Exons: 1
Coding region: 1-507 (168 amino acids)
Biological process (GO): mRNA cis splicing, via spliceosome
Cellular component (GO): nuclear cap binding complex
Molecular function (GO): RNA cap binding
Source: RefSeq, a predicted model, not a curated record
AUGCAGGCUCAGACUCAGUUCACCACCAUCGAUCGCCUCGACCGGCCUAGUGCCUACUUCACGUCUAAGAAGAAGGGUCGCUAUAGUCGCGAUGGCGAGUCUCAGGAGCCAAAGAAGGACGAUCCUCUAAAGGACGCAACCACGCUAUAUGUCGGCAAUCUCUCAUUCUACACAACGGAAGAGCAGAUACAUGAGCUCUUCUCAAAGUGCGGCGAGGUAAAGCGACUAGUCAUGGGGCUUGAUCGCUUCAACAAGACACCCUGUGGAUUCUGCUUCGUUGAGUACUACACCCAUCAGGACGCAUUGGACUGCAUGAAAUACAUUGGAGGGACGAAACUGGACGAGAGACUCAUCCGAUGUGAUCUUGAUCCAGGCUUUGAGGAGGGACGUCAGUAUGGUCGAGGCAAAUCUGGAGGUCAGGUGCGUGACGAAUACCGAGACGAGUACGACCCUGGAAGAGGUGGCUAUGGACGGUUCUACGAUGGGAAGGAAGGCGAAGACCGAUGA